AUGCAUUCACUUCCAAGUCCCCCGAUUUCCGAAAUUGACUCCGUAUGGAAACCUGCCAUUGCGACGGUCAGCCUAGGAGCGGCGCAUUUACACUCAAUUACUGCUAAACUUGAUGCCGCCGCGAAAAACGGUCAACAGGGUCUCGAACUAUUUCAUGAUGAUCUAGCACAGCUCGCCAAGACCCUUCGUUGUCAAUCAACUGCCAGUCCACCCCGCACCGACAGAGAUUAUGAGAUCGACGCAGCAUACGCUAUCCGUGAUCUUUGUACCCAACGGGAUCUGCGUAUUUUGGCUCUCCAACCAUUUCGACACUAUGAAGGUCUCAUAGACCAAGAUCGACAUGCGGAACGAAUUGACGAGCUCAAGCACUGGGUGCAGCUGUGUAAAAUCAUGGGUGAUUCACUCUUUAUCUUAAUUCCGUCGUCAUUCCUGGACCCAUCUGAAAUCACCGACGAUCGAGACCGGCUAGCCGCCGACUUGGCCGAAGCUGCCGAUGUGGCAUUCCCUGUGCGGAUUGCCUAUGAAGCGCUGGCUUGGGGAACAUACAUAAACACCUGGGAGGAUUGUUGGGAUGUGAUCAAGCGGGCCAACAGACCUAACCUAGGAAUCUGUCUGGAUACCUUCAACAUUGCAGCCCGACUGUGGGCCGAUCCAACCAGCCCAACGGGGCGUUUGCCGGCGGCAGCAGACCAGGAUCUUCAGCAAUCCAUGGAUCGACUUGUACGGGAGAUCGAUCCCGAUCGCGUCCUGAUGGUCCAGCUUGCCGAUGGCGAACGUGUUGACCCACAGACUCCCUUCCUUCAAGCGCCAGGCUUACCCACUCUCCUAUCCUGGUCGCGGAAUGCUCGCCUGUUUCCGUGCGAGGAGGAACGGGGCGGGUAUCUUCCGAUUCGGGAGGUGACGGAUGCCUGCAUAACACGACUAGGAUAUACCGGAUGGGUCAGCAUGGAAGUCUUCUCACGAACUACUGGAGACGAUAAUCCGGCAGUGCCCAUUGAUCAUGCCUCCAGAGCAAGUCGCUCGUGGCGUCAGGUUCUAAAAUGGCUGGUACAAAAGUCCAAAAAGGAGCCCAUUCAAGUCUCUAUGAAUUGA
Molecule: messenger RNA, 1092 nt
Organism: Penicillium soppii
Lineage: Eukaryota; Fungi; Ascomycota; Eurotiomycetes; Eurotiales; Aspergillaceae
Product: sugar phosphate isomerase/epimerase family protein
Exons: 1
Coding region: 1-1092 (363 amino acids)
Source: RefSeq, a predicted model, not a curated record